GGAUCGGGGGGGGAUGGAGUGCGCAUCAGUUCCGCAAGUCACCCAGCGGGGUUAUCGAGCUUGGCAUUCUCGUCCAUUGGUUUGGACGUCAAGUCAGGAUCCCCAUCGUGACUCAUCCGUGAUUCGCUGGCCCGACGGGCCAGAGGCGUGCUGGAAUCUCCAGCAAGAGGCUCAGACUAUUUCUGCAUUCCCAGUUUGCGCGCGCGUGGCGGCCCUCUGUCGGGGCGCAACCAGGACGCGCGCCCCGGCAAGGCCCCGGGCAGGCCGGGCCAUAGACUGUGCGUCGGUCCUGGGCUCGGCUCGCAGGGCCCCCUCUGGGCAGCUCUGUGCAGCGGCCCAGGAGCGGAGAGCUGCGGCUGGCCGGCCCCAAUGAGCUCGGGGGUGGGCAGAACCCCCAACAGUGACACGUCGAUUAGUGAAUUGUCCGUUUUCGGUUCUCGAGAGAGCGCCGCGGCCGUUAGUUUCCAGGCUUGCGACAGGCGAUCGCAGCAUCCCCACGGGAUUUCCAUGCCAGCAGCGUCAGCGUCAGGAGGACAAGAAGCACGACGAGGAGGAGACGUUUGGUGGAGGUGGCUGGGGCGCAGGGGCGCGGGCGUCUCUGGGCGUUCGCCCUCUGGCCGGCUCGCCGCUCGCUCGAAGGUGGACCAGCGGGCCGCUCUGUUCGGCAGCAGGGGGAACGCGCCACCCAGAGGCAGCAAGGCCGACCACAGUGCAGACAGG
Prorocentrum cordatum is the source of this 720-nucleotide messenger RNA. NCBI's taxonomy places the organism in Eukaryota, Dinophyceae, Prorocentrales, Prorocentraceae. The record is from the annotation of a GenBank genome assembly.